Molecule: messenger RNA, 1017 nt
Organism: Manacus vitellinus (golden-collared manakin)
Lineage: Eukaryota; Metazoa; Chordata; Aves; Passeriformes; Pipridae
Product: collagen alpha-2(IX) chain-like
Exons: 21
Source: RefSeq, a predicted model, not a curated record
GGCCCCGAUGGACCCCCAGGGAAGCCGGGCAUCGACGGCCUGACAGGAGCAAAAGGGGAGCCAGGACCCAUCGGAGCACCAGGAAUUAAAGGCCAGCCUGGACUUCCAGGGCCUCCAGGGCUCCCUGGCCCUUCUCUGCCAGGACCACCCGGGCUUCCAGGCCAAGUGGGGCUUCCUGGAGAGAUCGGGGUGCUGGGACCCAAGGGUGACCCUGGACCCGACGGCCCCCGGGGCCCCCCAGGCCCUCCAGGGAAACCCGGCCUCCCAGGACACAUCCAAGGACUGGAGGAAGGCAGCGCUGAUAUCCUGUGCCCGACCAGCUGCCCCCCAGGUCCCAAGGGCCCCCAGGGACUGCAGGGACUGAAGGGACACAGAGGCCGCCCCGGUGCCCUCGGGGAGCCCGGCAGGCAGGGGGGGCAGGGCCCCAAGGGCGACGUUGGUGCCUCUGGAGAACAAGGAGUCCCCGGCCCGCCGGGACCUCAGGGCCCCAGGGGGUACCCCGGGAUGGCAGGACCCAAGGGCGAGACGGGCCCUGCUGGGUACAAGGGCAUGGUGGGGUCUGUUGGAGCAGCUGGGCGGCCGGGCAGGGAAGGGCCUAAGGGACCACCUGGGGACCCCGGUGAGAAGGGAGAGCUGGGUGGCCGUGGCAUCAGGGGACCCCAGGGAGACAUCGGCCCCAAGGGGGAGAAUGGUCUGCCGGGCAUCGAUGGCAAGGAUGGCACCCCGGGUAUCCCGGGGGUGAAGGGCAGUGUGGGACAGGCCGGACGCCCGGGAACGCCGGGACACCGGGGACAAGCUGGCUUGCCAGGUCAGCCGGGAAGCAAAGGUGGCCCGGGAGACAAGGGUGAAGUGGGUGCCCGUGGCCAGCCCGGUGUCACCGGUGCCCCAGGGCAGCUUGGGGAGCCCGGCCCUCGGGGCGAGCAGGGCCCAGAGGGUGUCCCUGGGCUGAAGGGCGACCGGGGCGAGCGUGGCCUCGUGGGGCCCCCGGGGGAGCAGGGCAGAGUGAUAGAUGAUUAA